CCCAAUACAAUGGGUAGACAAUACUGUUUAAUUUUUUUAUUUGUUUUUUCGAAUAUUUCUUGUUGACAUUUUAAUUUUAUAUUUGAUAAAUUGAAGUAAAUUGUUAGAUUGGAUUAUAUUUUCAAUGUAAAAACCGUGAUAACCGUUUCGUUCAUAUACAUAUUCGGUUAUUUAUAUCGAGGCGAUGAUUUCUUGGAUCUCAGUCUUGUGCAAUUAAAAACAAACCUAAAACAGUCGAUGGGUCUAACAGCGCUGUAUCAAGAUCAAGAAGAAGGACUAUACCGAAGUUUACAGGAUUGAGGUCACAGAUUUCGUCUCAAAAUGUCAAAGUUUAUAACAGAAGUCUAUAUUGAUGUAAAUAAGCGGCAAUCAAUUCUACUCAAUCCAGUGUUUCGUUCUCAGUCUACAACUAUAAAUGAAGUUUUUAGAAAAAAGAAAAAACGCGUAGUAAAACCUCGAUAUUCUAAGUAUGUUGAGCUGCUUGAAGUUACAGACAUAUCAGCCAACGAGCGGAAAUCCCGAGUUAAAAGACUGAAAGCCAAAAAAUUACAGGAGUUCAUUGCUAGAACGCAGGCUCAAAUAAUUGAGAAACGCGCUAAGGAAAAUAAGAAUCUUAAAUACAAAACACCUGUAUUAGAAAAUGUAUCACUUGGAGAUAAACCUAAAAUAAAUGCAGAGCCGGCGAUUUUCAAACAAAUUGACAUAUAUGAAAUGGAUCGUACCAUAUUGGAAUCGGGAAUAUAUGAUGAUAAGCCAAUGAUAUUCUUCGGAAAAGAAGAGUACACGAAACGUGUUAUAAAUAAUACAGAAGACAUAAAUAAUAUCAUAAAGAGUUUCAACAGCUAUCGCGACAUAAUCGAAAGUAUGGGAAAUGAAUGUCAGGAUAUUUCUGAAACGCAGGAAGAUGCUUUCAGUUGUACGGUUCCAAAAGAUAACGAUGUAGAAGAGCUCUUGGAUCCUUUGGAGGCUGCCGAACCUUAUAUUGAUUCAGAUAGCAUUGAAAGUUCUAAAUAUCACAAUGCCCAGAGUACAGAAACUACUGUUUUCUCAAAGCCAAAAUCAAGAUUCAAAUCUAAAAUACAUAAUAAUGAGGAGCAAGAACGAUUUGCAAAAGAAAAAGCUCUUCGAAUCAAUUUGGAAUCAUACCUUAAUGUAUGUGUUUCAGCUGGAAUGGUUCAUCGGGGAAUUGCCACAUUGUUAGCAUAUAGACAGAGAGCAAAAAAGAAAGUGGAAACUCAGGGUCUUAUUACAAUUGAAUUCUACAAUAUUCUACUACAUGGUCUAGCCGAAAAGGGUUCAUUUGAGCGAUUUAAAGAUAUUUUCGCACUAAUCGAGGAAGAUCAAUUGAAAUUUAACGAACAAACUUUUGCCGCUAUUUUUGAAUGUCUAGGGCGCAUGGAAUCAUCUGAAGAGAAUAUUCAACAAAUUAAAAAGUUUGAACAAAUGGCAAAUCAAAAUGGAAUGUCAUUAAAUCAAAUUAUGGAUCGAUCAGUGUUUAUUGCUGACCAAAGAGAUAUUGCUUUAGAUGCUAUUCGCCGCGUCCAACCAGAUUUUACCCCAAUAUAUACACCACCAGUCCUAAGCUAUAAUAACAAACUACUUAAUCAUUUAAAUCAAUUCAUUGUACCUUCAGGGGAAACCUCGUCCCAAUUAACUAGCUCGUCAUCAAUUACAAAUGUGAUGAAGUCAAAAUGUGGUUAUAAAAGGACGGAGCUAGAAAAGAUGGCACGUGAACAACUGAAAGUUGAAUUAGAUGGCUGCAUAACAAUUAAGUCAAUAGAAAGUUCAAAUGAAUUUGCUAAUGCUGAAUAUUGUCGUGGAAAACUGAAAGAACUAGAAGAGAUGUGGCGUACACAAAUAAAUGCUGCCAUCGUGCGUGACUUAAAUACAUUACGAGCCCAAAUUCGUUACAAACCAAAUAGUUUCAUGAAUUAUUACACAUACCUUAAAGCCCUUGACACCACUAUAUAUACCGAUAUUUUGCUACAAGAAAUCUAUAAGUUGGCAGAAGGAUCUGAAACUUUUAGUCCAACAGUAGGACAACUUUAUAAAGAACUUGGCCAGAAAGUUCAGCAAAGAUAUCAAAUUGAGAUGAAAAAGAAAAAUGGCAUUCUGGAAAAAAUUGGAGAAAUAUAUAGCUGUUAUUGCGAUUUAUGGCACGAGGCAAGUACUAAUGACAAUGCUCGCCAAAUGUGGCAACGACUUGUGCACAAUCACCGAGAUAGUGGGCCCAGUAUGGAUGUGAAAUAUGUAAGUUGGCCUACCAAUGUGCAGUCUGGUAUCGGCCGUUUUCUGUACAAUAUUUUGAUCCGUGACAUUAAAAUAGAUGCCCAUAUUAUGCGUCAAAAAGCCAAAAGCAAACAACAGAAUCUUUUACCCGCCUUUUAUACGCUUUUUCGAAAUCAAGGACGCUUAGUAAAGGAAGAAGUAAAACCUCAUCCUGUAUUAGCGAGAUUAUUGCGUACGUCACGGCAGCAAACAUUAACAUUUGAUUCAAGCCUGGUACCCAUGCUAUGCCCACCACAACCUUGGAGUACACCCAAUAAUGGAGGCUACUUACUGAAUAAAUCAGAACUAAUACGUUUGCCUCAUCAAGCCAUACAACAAUGGGAACGAAUAAAUUCAAGCAGCCAGCAGCAAAUUUAUCCUGCUCUUGAUUCUUUGAACCAGCUCUCUAGUAUAGCCUGGCGUGUAAACACUGACAUUCUGGACGUCAUCAUAAAAGUAUUUCAAAAUGGUGGCGACGAUAAACUUGAUGUGCCCCAACCACCAACCUCACUGCCACCAUUGCCUUCGUACGGUGAGGAAAAUACUACCUUAACAACAGCUGAACGAUCGAAACGCUUUAAAGACAAGCUAGCACAUCGUCGAAAACAAGGAGAGAUGUACAGUUUAUGGUGUGAUACAUUAUAUCGACUUUCUUUAGCAAAUCACUAUCGCGAUCGAGUGUUUUGGUUACCUCAUAACAUGGAUUUUCGUGGCCGAGUUUAUCCGAUACCUCCUCAUCUGAAUCAUUUGGGAUCAGACUUGGCGCGAUCUAUGCUUGUGUUUGAUCAAUGCCAACCUUUGGGACAUGAUGGUUUUAGCUGGCUGAAAUUGCAUUGUAUCAACUUAACUGGCAUAAAGAAACGUGAUUCCGUCCAUGAACGUUUACUUUAUGCUGAGGAAAUAAUGGAUGAUAUUAUUGAUUCUGCCGAUAAUCCUUUAACUGGCAGAAUGUGGUGGACCCAAUCAGAUGAACCAUGGCAAACAUUAGCGUGCUGCAUGGAAAUAGCUAAAGUUAGUCGCUCAAGUAAUCCCGAAGGUUUCCUUAGUCGGUUUCCAAUUCAUCAGGACGGAAGUUGUAAUGGGCUACAACACUAUGCAGCACUAGGGCGUGAUGAGGCUGGAGCCAAAAGUGUUAAUUUGUUUCCCUCGCCAUUGCCGCAAGAUGUUUAUAGUGCUGUCGCUGCACUUGUAGAGAAAUCUCGAAAAUCAGAGGCAUUAAACGGAGUCCAAGUUGCGCAAGCAUUAGAGGGUUUUGUCCGUCGUAAGGUUAUUAAACAGACUGUGAUGACUACGGUGUAUGGGGUUACACGCUACGGUGCACGACUGCAAAUAGCUCGCCAGUUAAAAGAUAUUGAAAGUUUUCCCAAAGAAUGGGUAUGGCCCGCUUCCACGUAUUUAACAUCGAAGACUUUUGAAAGCUUACGAGAAAUGUUUACAUCAACACGUGAAAUACAAGAUUGGUUUACGGAAUGUGCGCGACUAAUAUCAGGCGUGUGUGGACAAAAUGUAGAGUGGGUAACACCACUUGGUCUGCCAGUGGUGCAACCAUAUAACCGAAGUGAAGUGAAGCAUACCAUGCGUACCGGUGCAAGAGUUUCUGAAACUAUGGCUAUGGAUAUGUAUGAAAAGCCAAAUGUUAUGAAACAAAAAAAUGCAUUUCCACCAAACUUCAUACAUUCUCUAGACUCUUCCCAUAUGAUGCUCACUUCCCUAUAUUGCGAACAAAAGGGGCUUACAUUUGUGUCCGUACAUGACUGCUUUUGGACUCAUGCAUGUUCAGUGCCUGAUAUGAAUCAGAUUUGCAGAGAACAAUUCGUAUCUUUACAUUCUCAACCUAUUUUAGAGGACUUGUCAACAUUUAUGAGAUCGAAAUAUACCUUCCAAGAAUCUGACAUGCUUAAUGAUGGAUCUGCAGACGACCUUUCUAAACGUAGACUUAAUCGAAUUUUAGGGGAAAUGCCGAGAAAGGGGAAAUUUGAUCUUCGAAACGUUUUGAACUCUGUAUACUUUUUUAGUUGAGCUGCAUUAUAUUAAUAAACUUGAUUAGAGAAAAUUUGCUUUGUUUACAAGACGUUUUAGCAAAGCCAAUUAUUAUUAUUUUUAACUAUUUGUGUGAUUUUGUUACGUAUUUGUAUUAUCUCAUAUGGAUAGGAAAUGUUAAGAAAAACAUAAUACAUAUAAUAUUAAAUUAUUGAAUGGUACACUCUAA
Molecule: messenger RNA, 4477 nt
Organism: Zeugodacus cucurbitae (melon fly)
Lineage: Eukaryota; Metazoa; Arthropoda; Insecta; Diptera; Tephritidae
Gene: mtRNApol
Product: DNA-directed RNA polymerase, mitochondrial
Exons: 14
Coding region: 322-4287 (1321 amino acids)
Biological process (GO): mitochondrial transcription
Cellular component (GO): mitochondrial DNA-directed RNA polymerase complex
Molecular function (GO): protein binding; DNA-directed RNA polymerase activity; mitochondrial promoter sequence-specific DNA binding
Source: RefSeq, a predicted model, not a curated record